Molecule: messenger RNA, 2757 nt
Organism: Oldenlandia corymbosa var. corymbosa
Lineage: Eukaryota; Viridiplantae; Streptophyta; Magnoliopsida; Gentianales; Rubiaceae
Source: the annotation of a GenBank genome assembly
AUGAUUAAGCUCCUUCUGCGCCAAUGUUUCUCAACUUCUACUAUAUUGGGUUUCAAUAAAGUUUAUUUCCGGCAAUUUUUUCAUCUGGGCUGUGUUUGUUUCUCACCACGUUCUGGUUUCUCUUCACAAGGCACUGGAAACCAUUCCAGUAUAGGCUAUUACCCCAACUUAGUUGUCACUAUUUGUGACAUUUUAUCGAAUACGUCAUUGCCAUGGAAGAAAAGCUCUCAGCUUAGGGCUUUGAGCCCCAAAAUCAAACCCCAUCAUGUGGCUAAGAUUAUUGGCACAUAUAAGGUAAGUACUGAAUCUGUUUUGCAAUUCUUUUAUUGGGUCUCUAAGAGGGCUUCUUACAACCAUGAUUUUAACUGUUACGUGGCAAUGCUGGAUAGGCUCGUUUCAGAUGAGAAUUUUGCCCCUGCUGAUCAUGUUAGGAUUUUAAUGAUUAAGUCUUGUAGGAAUGAGGGAGAGAUGGAAUGGGUUCUCGAGUUCUUGAAUCGUAUUAGCAAGAAUGCUUUUGGGUAUACUUUGUAUAGUUUUAAUUCUUUGCUGAUUCAGUUGGGUAAGUUUGACAUGGUUGAGGAAGCCCAGAAUGUAUAUAAAGAAAUAUUGAGUGGUGGGAUUGAACCAAGUUUAUUGACUUUUAACAGUAUGAUCAAUAUAUUUUGUAAGAAGGGGAAGGUUCAAGAGGCUGAGUUAGUUUUGAGUAGGUUGUAUACUUGUGAAAUGAGGGCUGAUGUGUUCACUUACACAUCUUUGAUUCUUGGGCAUUGUCGGAAUUCAGAGUUGGAUAGGGCCUUUGAGGUUUUUGAUAGAAUGGUGAAGGAUGGCGUUGAACCAAAUGCUGUUACUUAUACAACUUUGAUUAAUGAGCUCUGCAAUGCGGGGGCGGUGGAUGAGGCUAUGCCAUUGCUCAAGGAAAUGAUUGACAAAGGUAUUAAACCGACUGUUCAUACAUACACGGUUCCAAUUUCAGCUUUUUGUGAUGAUGGGCAUGCUAAGGAGGCUAUUGAUCUUUUUGUUUCCAUGAAGGCAAGGGGCUGUAAGCCUAAUACACAAACUUAUACUGCCCUCAUUAGUGGUUUGGCUGGAAAUAGGCGACUUGAGUUGGCUAUUGGAUUGUACCACAAGAUGUUAAGAGAAGGUCUGGAGCCAUCUGUUGUUACUUAUAAUGUAUUGAUAAAUGCAUUAUGUGAAGCUGAGAAACUGCAAAAUGCUUUGACAAUAUUUAGCUGGAUGGUGGCACAUGAUUAUUCACGUAAUACAAGGACAUCUAAUGCAAUUAUAAAAGGAUUCUGUAUGUUUGGAGCCAUGGAAAGGGCAAUGGUCCUAUUUCAGGAGAUGUUAAAUGUGGGACCACCGCCAUCAAGGGUUACAUAUAACAUGCUAAUUAAUGGAUAUCUCCAACAGAAUUCUGUGACUAAUGCCAUGAGAUUAUUUGAUAUGAUGAAGGAAAAUGGUUGUGACCCAGAUGAAUGGACCUAUGCCAUUCUUAUUUCGGGGUUGUGCAAUGUGGGAAAACUUGAGUUAGCUUCAAAUGCGUUUGAGGAUAUGAUGAAGGAAGGAUUGAGUCCAAAUCAAGUUAACUAUACUGCUUUAAUUGAUGGUCUUUGUAAGGGUGGGAAAACAGAUGCUGCUUUGGCAUUGCUUAAACAAAUGCAGGAUAAGGGCUGUCAUGCAGGUAUUGAAACUUACAAUGCGCUUAUUAAUGGCUUCUGUAAGGGGGAUAUGUUUUCUGAAGCAAAUAAAAUCCACGAUCAGCUGUUGAAAAGUGGGCUAUUACCCAAUGUCAUUACGUACUCAACUUUAAUUGAUGGGCUUUGCAAGAAUAAAAUGACAAACCUUGCCUUUCAGAUCUUCAAUAAAAUGGAAAAAACAAAUUGCUCACCAAAUUUGUACACUUAUGGUUCCCUCAUCCAAGGCUUAUGCUUGGAGUGCAAGGCAGAUGAGGCUGAGGCUUUGCUUGAAGAAGUGGCUAGAAAAGGAUUGGCUCCUGAUGUAGUUAUAUAUACUUCAAUAAUUGAUGGAUUUGUGAUGAUAGAUAGGCCACAUGAUGCAUUUCGUCUUCUUUGCCGAAUGAUUGAUGCUGGCUGCCAACCUAAUUAUUGUACAUUCAGCGUGCUGGUCAAAGGUUUACGAAGAGAGUGUCAGGUCCUUGAAGAAAAGGUUGCGACCCAACGUGAAACAAUUUACACUUGCAAUUCAGCUCAGAAGGAUAUGACUGUUGAUAUUUUCUCUAGUCUCUUGGAUAGGAUGGUAGAGUAUGGAUGCGAACCUAGUCUUGAUACAUACACUACUUUAAUUAUUGGAUUGUCAAGAGAAGGCAAAAGUUAUGAGGCAGAUCAGGUUGUUGAAUAUAUGAGAGAUAAAGGCUUUACUACCAGCAAUACAAUACUUUGCUCCCUCUUGACUUCUUAUUGCAAAAAUGCAAGAGUUAACUCUGCUAUGGAGGUAUUCCACUCACUGAUCACCAGUGGUUUUAAUCCCCCUCUAUCAAUAUAUAGAGUACUAGUCUGCACUUUAUGCUGCACAAACCGGACUGAAGAAGCUGAAGCUUUAUUUAAAAGUAUGCUUGACAGCAAAUGGAGCGGUGAUGAGAUUGUCUGGUCUAUAUUGAUUGAUGGCUUAUUAAAGGAAGGCCAUCCGGAUGUUUGCUUGAACCUAUUCCGUUCAAUGAAAUUGAAGAAUUUACCUGUCAGCAAGCAUGCAAAACUAAAUUUAGCGAGAGAGUUGUCUAAAUUGGGUUUUUCAGUCGAUUGA